This is a messenger RNA of Naegleria fowleri, 459 nucleotides long. RefSeq lists its product as uncharacterized. Gene Ontology annotation, biological process: cellular response to oxidative stress. Gene Ontology annotation, molecular function: glutathione disulfide oxidoreductase activity. NCBI's taxonomy places the organism in Eukaryota, Heterolobosea, Eutetramitea, Acrasida, Naegleriidae. The record is from RefSeq and is a predicted model, not a curated record. The transcript has a single exon. Bases 1 to 459 code for a protein of 152 amino acids. Gene Ontology annotation, cellular component: nucleus; cytoplasm.
AUGUUCAAAACUCCUUCUUCAUGGUUGCUUGCUUGCGUUCUUUUCAGUCUUGUUGCUGUCAGUAGUGUGGUUUUAGCAGCAAGCGGAGGCCAUGAUGAUUUGCAAGCAGAUUAUAGUGAAUUCAAUGUUAAAGAAUUUGUGGAUCGGGAAAUUUCUGGUCAUAGUGUUACUGUUUUUUCCAAAAGUUAUUGUCCAUAUUGUGCAAGAUGCAUCCGAUUGUUGAAGAGAUUAAAUAUUCCUGAUGUUCAAGUGAUUCAAUUAGAUGAAUUGGCAGAUGGUUCAGAAAUUCAAGACGAGCUUUUGGAGAGAACAGGAAGACGAACAGUUCCUUCUGUUUGGAUUGCUAAAGAAUUUGUUGGAGGUUCUGAUGACUUACAUCAAGCUCAUCGUGAGGGUCGUUUGCAAAAGCUGUUACAAGAGAAGGGAAUACCAUUCAAUGAUUUCAAAGAUGAACUUUAA